GAUCCUGAACUUGUCUUGCGAACACCGUGUUGUUCAAGCUAUGCACCUGAUGAAGACACCCACAAACGAAUCAGAGUGUAUCUCUCCCAGGUUCUUGGAGGACGGUGCAAUGAUCUUGCAGUGCACUUGCCAUUUGUGAUGCAUCUGUGGGGGAAAAUGAGGAUAAUCAGUGGUGGUGAUUCGAUCAGGACUAAAUAUGCUCUGAGGGGUGUGAGCAAUGCAAAGUAUCGCGACAAUUCAUUCUUUGAAGUCUCAUAUUCUGACGCGGGGGGGUCACAACCUGUUGAUGUGAUCGGUUACGGCCAGCUGGAUAAAAUUUUAGUUUGUGAGCUUGGUGAACACAAAGUUUACAGGUUCCUACGCAACACGACACUCAUCCUUGCACUUAUAACACCAUGCAAGACGGAUGGAACAGAUGCGUCAAUAUCCCCAGUUGGAUACAAAGAGUCUGUUGCACCAGUAGUCACGGACACACGAAACAUCAAGGCAGUUGUUGGCCGAGUACAGACACGAGGUGAAACCUUUAUCAUCGACCGGUGGUUAGCACCUGGUGGCAACGAUCAGAUCGGAGACGGUUCGGAUACAUUGGAUAGUGAUUAG
Molecule: messenger RNA, 600 nt
Organism: Suillus paluster
Lineage: Eukaryota; Fungi; Basidiomycota; Agaricomycetes; Boletales; Suillaceae
Exons: 2
Source: RefSeq, a predicted model, not a curated record